Brassicogethes aeneus is the source of this 4948-nucleotide messenger RNA. Lineage: Eukaryota; Metazoa; Arthropoda; Insecta; Coleoptera; Nitidulidae. The record is from the annotation of a GenBank genome assembly.
UCAAAGUUCAACACAAGAGGAAAUACAAGAUAAUUAUAAAUGAAUGUUUGGUAAACAGUGUUUAGGUAUUUUUACUUCGGUUCUAUUAAAGGCUUCUUCAUGAGAAUAGUAUGCACAGAUAAUAUGUGAAAUGCAUCAAUAGUUUAGUUAAAAUGAAUAUUAUUUUGUGGUUUUUAUUUAUUAAUUUCGUGUUUUGUGAGGAAAGAUUUUCUGAAAAAGAACGCGGAUUUUUAUUAUCAUUGCCAAAAACUUUAAUUAAUGGCAAAAAUGAAACAGUCUGUUUAUCACUCCAUUUAAUAAAUUUUCCUUGUUGGGCUAUUAUUGAAUUAAAAUGGAAAAAUAGCACUAUUAGGACCUUUAAAACCUUAAAAACGGAUCAGGAAUGUUUCUCCCUUCAUGUACCUUUCUUUCCAAUCGAUGAACCCCAAUUCGUCAAAAUUAAAACGACCAUUAAAACCAACUACCAGUUUAUUUCGGCAAGAAAUCAGGAUCCCAUUUUAUUGUAUCCGAGUAAGCCGAAUAAAACGUUUAUACAAACUGAUAGAUAUUCCUACAAACCAGGAGACACUUUAAAAAUAAGGAUCAUCACCUUAAAUAAUGAUUUGAUAGCACUAAACGAAACGUUGCCAGAGGUUAAAUUAAAAAAUCCUAUGGAUGUAACAGUGGCAGUUUGGGAAAAUCUAAGCUCUGAAUUUGGAUUAAUUCAGUUGGAAUAUUCGAUAGUGCAAGAAUCUAUUACGGGUAAAUGGAGUAUAGAAGCAAACAGCGAAACCACUAAUUUUGAAAUCGAUAAAUAUGUUUUACCUAAAUUUGAUGUUAAAGUUUUUCAUCCUAGGGUAAUUUAUUACGAAGUAAAUCAAAUGAUUGUAAAAGUUUGUGCAAAAUAUAGUUACGGUAAACCAGUAAAUGGAUAUGGGCUUAUUAAAGUUAUGGACUCUCAAUCUAAUAUGGCAACAUUGUAUAAAAGGAACAGGUUGACUGAUGGUUGCACAAACUUCCUUUUAUCAAACUACGAACUAAAUUUAGAAAAUAUUCCAAAAUUAAAUCCUUACGACCCGAAAAUAUACGUCCACAUAACAGCCACUGUAACGGAGGAUGGUACAAGCAGAAUACAAAUGUCCAUGGUAAAAACGUUGGUUGCAUUAAAGCCUUACGGUAUAAAAUUAAUUGGAGAAUAUGUAUUUUUACCAGGAAUGCCCUAUAAGGGCAAAUUGCAAUUAAUAAAUAUUCAUGUGGAUCCAAAAGAAGACGUUUUUGAAAUUUGUUAUAGUUUUGCCAUAAAUAAAAGUUGGAAUUAUGUGGAUGAGCAAUGUUCAAAUUUUACUAUAGACAAAGAGAGGUCCAUUGACUUUAAUAUAUUACCACUACAAAGUAAAGUGGUUCAUAUUAAUUUAAGUGCAAGAUCCUUAAAUUAUAUAAAUAUCCUGGACAAUCUUUUGGUUUUAAGACAAUAUUCCUCAAGCAAUCGAUAUUUUCAUAUAGAAAACGUAUCAAAUGAUUUCAAGUGCAACAAAAAUCAAAACUUUAUUAUUACUCUAAGGAGAGAUAAAUUUACUACCAGAGAAACAAUAAAAUUCUAUUAUAUUAUUAAAUCAAAACAACAACUAAAUAAAAUUGGUAAAUAUGUUUAUGUGGUGGAUACAGCAGUAAACGCGUCUUCCAGUUAUUUAAAAAAUGUUAUUGGAAACAAACAUAAAUAUAGUAAAAAUGGAAUUUUGAACACCGCAGAAUUUACAUUGGAUUUUGAUUUAAACUCUCCGAUUUUAACAAGCUAUCAACUGUUGGUUUACUUUGUUACCAAAGGAGGAGAAACAAUAGCUUCAAUGAAGAAUGUUGAUAUAGAACCAUGCUUUAAAAAUAAAGUAACUGCACAUUGGCUUCAAAAUCGUAUGUACCCGGGUUCAAUUGCAACUCUAAAUUUAAAAUCCAAUUCUGAUUCUCUUUGUUCCAUUUCAUCAGUGGAUAAAUCUGUUUUCUUUAUGAGUAAUCCACAUUUAAAACUUGAUGAACAUUUUUUGGUAAAACCUUUUAUGAAGGAGAGGGAUUUUGCUCCUACAUCUAGAAAAAUUUGUAUACCGCCUACCAAGAAACUACAAAGAACUGUAUCUUAUUUGAAAAAAGAUGAUCUAAAGGAACAUCAUAAUAGAACAAAGAGAUUCGUUUAUUCCUUUGCUGAAGAUUUUGAUACUUUUGAUAUUUUUAACAAAUUUGGGACUAUUGUAAUAACAAACCUAAAAACCGUAACAAAACCUUGCUACACAGGACCAGUGCUUCCUAAUGAAUUUAAUUUAAUACCUGAAAAUACGAAGUAUGACGAUCAAAAUGAAGAAAAAGGUUUACCAAUAAGAUCUUUUUUUCCAGAGACUUGGCUAUGGGAUUUGGUUAAAGUAGAAAAGGGAGUAACCAAAGAAUUGGAAAGAUUUUUACCACAUUCAAUAACCACCUGGGUUACUAAUGUAAUGUGUGUAUCACCCAUUAAUGGUGUUGGUUUUAGCAAAGAAUUCGAAAUUACCGCCUUUCAGCCAUUUUUUGUUGACGUUACUGUUCCUUACUCAAUAAAACAAGAUGAAAGUUUUUAUUUGUACGUUAACUUAUUCAAUUAUCUUAACUAUAGUCUACCAAUCCAACUAAAAAUAGAUUUUUCUAAAAAUUUAGAGUUAGGCCAGAUUUCCAACUCAAAUUUAUCAGUUUGUCUGCAAGAUAAUGGCACAUCAGCACACUUAUUCCACUUAAAAGGAUUACAAAGCGGCCAAGCAAAAAUUACUGUAUACGCUGAAAUUGACACUGGAUAUCCCAGAAAUUGUGGACCGGAAUCAGUAGUCAAUAAAAGAGAUGUGGUGCAAAAAUCAUUUAUUAUUGAGCCAGAGGGAUAUCCAAUUAAAGUUACCAAAUCUGCCAUUUUAUGUAGUUCAGGUGAAAACAACAUUUCUUGGGAAAUAUCUGUUCCAGAAGAUAUUGUGCCAAACACAGAUAAAGCUCAUUUAGUUUUUAAUGGAGAUUUGUUAGGAUGCACUAUUGAAAACAUUGAAAAUCUUCUUUCCAUACCAACCGGUUGUGGAGAGCAAAUAAUGGCUUCAGUAGCUCCAAAUUUGUAUAUUUUACGAUACUUAGAAGCAACCAAUAAAUUAACAACUGCUUUAAAAGCAAAAAUAAUUAAAAAUUUAAAAAUAGGCUAUCAAAGAAUUUUAAAUUACUGUCAUAAAGACGGUUCUUUUUCUGCUUUCGGUUAUCAUGACCCAUCCGGUUCAAUGUUUCUAACCGCUUUCGUUGUUAGAACUCUUAAAGAAGCCAAAAAUUACAUCUACGUGGAUCAAAGGAUUUUGGACAGAGCCUUGCACUGGAUUUACAAACAUCAACUGGAGAAUGGAUGUUUUAACGCUAUGCUGCACGUUUUUCAGGAUAUGGGAGGUGCAAGUACUGAAAAUAGUACUGCAACCCUGACCGCUUAUGUGAUGCUUACGCUGGAAGAAGCAAAUGUUAAUAUACCAUCCGAUGUUAAAAAAAACGCUAAAUAUUGCAUAAGGAGUUUAGAAAAUCCUGAUAAAUAUUCUUUGGCUAUAAGUUGCUACGCUCUUUUUAAAGUCAACUGGUUCAGCGAGGCAUCCAGGAUGUUAAAAAGGUUAAUGCUCAUGUCAAACCAACAACAGAAUUUGAUUUGGUGGAGUAACAAAGAUAGUGCAGAUUUAACCGCAACAGAUUUGGAAAUAACUGGAUAUGUCCUUUUAUCGCUUUUGCAUCGCAAUACCUCCGAAAAUUUGGCAAAUGCGCAUUCUGUUGUAAGGUGGUUGACGUCCAAACAAGGACCAAGAGGUGGUUUCAAAACAACCCAGGAUACAGUGGUGGUCCUAGAUGCCUUAUCCAAAUACGCCACUAUACUUAAUGAAAAAAGAUUGAACGCUCAAGUACAAGUUUACACCAAUAAAAAGGAUUUUAAAUUCUUAAUCAGAAAAGAGGAUAAAAUGAAAUCAAAAAGAAUUCUACUGGGAGAAACUAACGACAAUAUUCAAAUUAAUGUAACAGGGGAUGGUUGUAUACUAGCCCAACUUAUUCUUUCGCACUACAUUAAAACAAUUAAAAAGAGCGAUGCAUUUAAAUUAGAUCUCGACAUUGCUCCAGUUUCUACAACCGACCCUUGCUCAAUAACAUCAUUUUCACCCUGUGUAGCUUACACAGGACCUGAUACUCAAUCAAACAUGGCGGUUUUGGAAGUGUCACUUCCUUCUGGUUACACCGCAGAUAGAUCCUCUUUAUAUAAACUAGUUGAUGUCCAAGGCGAAACAAGAAUUAAGAUGUUUGAAGAGGUUAAAAAUCAAGUUGUGUUGUACUUUACAAAAUUAAACAACGAGCAAGUUUGUUUUACGUUUAACAUAAACGAAAAUUCUGUAGUAGAAACAAGAAAGGAUUCUGUUAUUAAAUUGUAUGAUUACUAUAAGCCUGAAUAUGAAAAUGUUCAAUUAUAUCAAAUGAAUAAAGAUUGUUCUUUAAAGAAUAAGCGUCUACCUGCUUUGGAAAAUUCUCAUCGUUUAAUAAACUUUACCAAUGACAUUAUAGAUGGUGAGCCUACUACUAACAAAACCUUUGCGAAUGAUAGUAAUGAACAGACAAAUAUUUCAGAAGAUGUAAAUAUUACUUUUGUUAAAGAUUUCAGUAAUGAAAAUAUGCAACCUAAAAUAAUAAAACGUGAUAUUCGGAAAGAAAAUAUUAACAACAAUUUGCUAAGAAUAAAAAGGCAACUAAAAACUGAUAAAUUAGGUUUAAAUUCAGAUUUUGUAGAUAUGGAUAUGGAAAUGGCUACACCAAAUGGAAUGGAGGGAACCAAACCAAUUUAUGUUAAACCUGGCCAACAGUUAUUAGAAAAUAUAAGAAAAGAACCCUAAUAUUAUUUAGCUUUAUUUAUUACUAUUAAUUUUAUAUACGUAGGUGUAUAAUCAAUAAAUUUGGUAAAUUA